AUGGCAGGGGCGGAAGGCAGGGACCCGCUGGGCUUCUUCGCGGCUUACGGCAGCGACAACAGCUCGAGCGCCGAGGACGAGGAGGGCUCCGGCUCGCCGCGGGAGGCCGCUCCGCCGCAGGGGGUCCCUGGAGGGAAGCCGCUCUUGCCCGGGCCCGACGAGCUCUUCAGCAGCGUCAACCGGCCGGCCUUUCUCUACAACCCGCUGCAUAAGGAGAUCGACUGGGAGAGCCGGGUGGUGCGCGCGCCCGAGGAGCCUCCCAAGGAAUUCAAGGCAUGGAGUACAAAUGCUGUACCACCCCCUGAGACUUACAGUGUUAAAGAAACAAAGCCCCCACCGCCGCCUGAACUCGAUAUGGCAAUAAAGUGGUCAAAUAUGUAUGAGGAUAAUGGCGACGAUGCUCCAAGGCACGCAAAUAAAGUCAACUUCUUACCAGACAAAGAACAAGAGACCUUCCAAUCAGAUGAUGAAAAAGAUGAACCUGUUUCAGUUAAGAAACGCAAGCUGGACCCUGAAGAGCAGACAAAGAAGAAGAAACGAUGAACUGAACCAAGUUUGACUCUGAAAACUGUUUUUAUUGAACACGUAGGACGACAUCUGUUGGCCUUUAAGAUCACUACUGGCGCAAGAGAAUAAAAAUGGCAUCACCAUAUGGCACACAGCAUAUUUAGGGGUUGUGUAACUUCUGUGACAUGUUUAUAAUCUGGAGUUUAUCACUUGGCAUUGUUAUAGAUUUUGUACUUACAAAUCCAAAAUGUUUCAGCUAUGGAUUUUUAAUUAAAACAAAACGUCUUAGAAUAUUGUGAUAUCUGUCUGUGUUCAUGCAGGCUAUGGAAAUUCAC
Molecule: messenger RNA, 842 nt
Organism: Euleptes europaea (tarantolino)
Lineage: Eukaryota; Metazoa; Chordata; Lepidosauria; Squamata; Sphaerodactylidae
Gene: C2H1orf52
Product: chromosome 2 C1orf52 homolog
Exons: 3
Coding region: 1-543 (180 amino acids)
Source: RefSeq, a predicted model, not a curated record